Molecule: messenger RNA, 2545 nt
Organism: Copidosoma floridanum
Lineage: Eukaryota; Metazoa; Arthropoda; Insecta; Hymenoptera; Encyrtidae
Gene: Gmppa
Product: GDP-mannose pyrophosphorylase A
Biological process (GO): biosynthetic process
Source: RefSeq, a predicted model, not a curated record
GUCACUAUAUAGGUAUUAAAUACUAAUGACUCACUAGCCAAAUCAUAACGUUAACGUCAUCACAAUCGUUUAAAGUAGAUAAUUAAAAGUUUAUUGGUUGCAAGCUAUCUUUUUUUUUUAUACUUGCCGAUAUACAGUAUUGUGCGAAAUAAUUUUUUAGGAAAACUUUUUGAGAUACAAACAACGCUACUUCCGUUUUUGAACGUCUUGUUCAUGUUACCAUCGUAUACUAAGCCAGCAUCGUAUUUGUAAACAUAAGCGUCAAAGUAUUGAUAUUUCCAUAUAAAUUUAUACAUACAGACCUAACAAGCAAAUUUCUUUUGCUAAAAUAUUUUAAAAAUCUUGUGCAAUGAAAGCUGUCAUCCUCAUAGGAGGUCCCUCUAAAGGGACAAGGUUCAGGCCACUGUCCUUGGACAUACCCAAGCCAUUAUUUCCAAUUGCUGGUAUUCCGAUGAUUCAGCAUCAUGUGGAGGCGUGUAAGAAAGUGGGCUGUGUUUCCGAAGUGUUGAUUAUUGGUUCUUACAACAUAGCCGACAUACAGCCGUUUGCUGAGGACAUGUCGCGCAGCAAUGGUGUUGUGAUUAGAUAUUUGCAAGAAUUUACACCUUUGGGAACUGCUGGUUCCAUGUAUCACUUUAGAGAUCAGAUAAGAGCAGGUGGAGAGGAGAGCUUUUUUAUAUUCAACGGUGACGUGUGCGCCGACUUCCCUCUUGAGGAGCUCUUACAAUUUCACAAAAACAAAAAGUCCCUUUUAACAAUAAUGGCAACAGAAGCUACAAGACAGCAGUCCCUGAAUUAUGGAUGUUUGGUCAUCAAUAGUGAUAGUUGUGUUGCACAUUACGUAGAAAAGCCAUCUACGUUUGUGUCCACUCUCAUCAAUUGCGGAGUAUACGUGGCGACAAAUGAAAUUUUCCAAACGAUGGCUGAUGUUUUCUACAACGAAAGACCUCAGCAAAAAUCAACAAUUUCCAAUGGCAACGGCAAAGAUUCAAGCUACAUCUCCCUGGAACAGAAUAUCAUAACAAAAUUGGUAAACAGUGGAAAACUAUUUGCAUUGACAGUGACAAAUUGGUGGUCACAAGUAAAAACUGCAGGUUCUGCUAUCUAUGUCAAUCGUCAUUAUUUGGCUUUGUACAGACAACACAAGCCAGAGAGAUUAGCAUCUGAAAAAAACAGUCCAUGCCAAAUAAUUGAUGAUGUCUACAUACAUCCUACUGCCUCGAUUCAUUCUACUGCGGUGUUGGGUCCAAACGUGAGCAUAGGCGCAAACGUGACGAUAGGUUCGGGCGUCAGGAUACGCGAGACUAUCGUAAUGGACAAUGCCAAAAUAGAAGCACACUCGAUAGUCCUGUACAGCAUCGUUGGCAAAGACAGCAGGGUUGGCGAGUGGGCGAGGGUUGAAGGCACACCUUGUGACCCCAACCCUGACAAACCAUUUGCCAAGAUGGAAAACCGGCCGCUCUUCAACAUCUAUGGUCAGCUCAAUCCCUCUGCCACUAUCAUAGGAUCCUCCGUGAGUUUGGCCUCCGAAAAAUUACUACUGAACUCUAUCAUUUUACCGCACAAAGAAUUAACUCGAGAUUUUAAGAACGAGAUCGUAUUGUAAGUUAUUGAUCAAGUAAAAAACAUUAUUAGGAACAUUUACGAGAAUGCAGAACUGUAAAUUAAAAAAGGAAAUCGUUUGGAAAAAAAAAUCAGUUUUUAUUGUUUGUCACGUGAGACGUUGAUGUGCAUAAUAUUGAUUUUCAUCUUAAAGACAUCGCUUACAUUUAUGAUACAAUUUUUACAAAUUUUAUCUGUAAGAAAACUUCGCGCAAAUGCAAACCACUUGAACAAUAAGUUAUUGCCUUUGCAGUUACUUAUUACUAGAUGAUAAAUUUUUUGUUAAAUUUUUUAUUUUUUACAUAAAAAUAUGCGUAGUAAAUAUGUUAGAACUACAAGCUAUAUGGAUAGUGGGCAAUAAUUUUUAGAUAAUAUACAUUUGUAGAUGAUUCGUGCAAAAAAUAAAUUUUUGCCUGCAUCUCGCUAAACUUGAUCGGUAAAUUUUUUACCAUCAGUAUUUGAAAAUUAAUGCCAAUCGUUUGAAACGAAUAAAAUUGGCACGUAAGUGAUUUUUUAAUUUAAUGUUUUAAAAACAAUUUUUUACUUUCCAUAGUUUUCGAGACGAAAUAAUAAAAAACUGUUUUUAGAAAAUUCUUUUGUAAGGUUCUUGAUACUUAUUUUGUACGGAUUUCACUAAUACAACUCGCAGCUCAAAGUUUAUUUGUAUACAAUCUGUAGUAGAGCUCUUAAUGCGUGCAUACGAGAACGUGAAACUUUAAUCAUGUCAAUUGCAACAUAAAUCUUGAAACAAUGAAUUUUUAUGCAUGGAAAUCACCCAAAUUUACAUCGAUUUAAUGUUUUAUUUUCAUACAAACCAUAUACAGGUACAUAUUUAUACGCAAUACUCUUUUACCACAACCGAUGUUUAUUUUGUAUUUUUCGAGCGGAUCGAGCGUCGUUCCGUAAACUUUUGUACAUAUAUAUAAAAUAAAAUGGUUUUAUC